This is a messenger RNA of Microthlaspi erraticum, 1008 nucleotides long. The record is from the annotation of a GenBank genome assembly. NCBI's taxonomy places the organism in Eukaryota, Viridiplantae, Streptophyta, Magnoliopsida, Brassicales, Brassicaceae.
AUGGCUUCUUCUACGCUCUUCAAACUCCAUUCUUCACAGACCUUCAACGCCCUAAAUCCAUCUCUCCCUUUCUCAUACCCUCAUGAAUCCAGAAUUUUCCAUCUUCAUUUCUCCAGAUCACUCUCAAAACAUUCACAUUUCAACCACAAAACCACCACUACUCGCUUCUUCGUUCCUCUCUGUUUAGCUCUUCCUUCUUCUUCUUCCUCUCCUCCAGUUUCCAAAGAAGAAGCCAUUCUUCAAGCCAAGACUUGUCUCUCUUCCUGCCUCACCAAACCCCUCAACAACCCAAAGCUCGCUUCCCCAAAGCUCAAAAAGCUCAAACAGCCUCGAUUCCGCCUCGAAAUCCCAAUCCUCGACGACGAUUCACCUUCCUCUCUCUCUCAGCUCGCUUUCUCCAUCUUCCACGACAUGCCCAUCUCCAGAAGAGGCUCAAACGCCAAGCUCCUCUUCCUCUGGCCCGAUCCUUCCUUCAUCGAAACCGCCGUAACCACUUUCCGAUCCGACGACACCGACCACGUCGCCAUAUCUCCAAUUUCAGAUUCCGUCAACAGAGCUCUGAGAUCUGCCGACGUGGCAAUUUUCAUGGCCCCGGAGAGAUCCCAGCUGGAAUACGUGAGGACGGCGACGCAGGGGUUUUCCACGAAGCCUGUGGUGAUGAUCAAUCCGAGAUGGCUGUUCGAGGAAGAGAAGAGCUUCGACGACGAAUUCGUCGGUUCCUUCGAAGUAAUCUACGCUUUCACAGGUUUAGAAGUGAGAGGAGUGUUGAGCAAGAGGAAAGGAGUCAUCUUUAAGUGUGUGAGAGAUGGCGUUGUGAGCGGAGAGAGAUGGAACGUUCUCGUCGAAGAAGAAGAAGGCACAUUGAAAGUGGUCUCACAAUUCAAAUCUCGCCCAUCGAUGGAAGAAGUCGAGCUUGUUCUCUACAACUUGAUGGCUAUGAAUUCGCCAAUCACAAAAUCAGCCAAAUUUCUUAAGGAUUUUGUUUCAAAUAUCACUGGGAAGAAGUAG